UACGUUUCGGCCCUCUACUAUUCGGAAUGGUCGUUUCCCAAUCACGUGCCCGCUCAAAUUCCAAUGUCGCACGUCACUAACAUCUAUUUUGCUUUCUUUGAUAUAGAUAAGGGGAAGAAGAACAUUAAGUUGUCAAACGAGCUGUUGGAUCUUUCCAGGUCCGAAUCCGGGAUCAAGUCACAAGGUAUUGUCGGGCAAAUGCACCAACUGCGAGCGCUUAACGCGAGAUUGAAGAUCUCAAUGUCUAUUGGCGGGGCUAAUACUGCGAAAUCUUUCAGUUCUGUCACCGUCACGAAGAAGUCCACUAAGCAAUUUGUGGCGAACAUCGUUGCAAAUGUCAAUGCCCUAGGUUUCGAUGGAGUAGACAUCGACUGGGAAUUCCCUAGUUCAGACCAUGAUACCAAGAUGCUCACGUACAUGCUAGAGUUGCUUAAGUAUAAGCUCUCCCAUACAGGUGAAGGCAGAGAGAAAAUCAUUUCGCUGGCAAUACCGUUGGAUUUAGACACCCUCAAGCAUUUUGACUUCCGUAUGCUCGACCAAUAUGUUGACUACUAUAAUCUCAUGGGUUACGACAUAUCCGGAACGUGGAGUCAUGUGGCGGGUUUUCAGUCACAGUUAUAUCCUGACAAAAAUAUUGCUGGAAGUACGAUCUCAGUGGAUAACACAGUCAAAUACCUCGAACCUCUUGUCAACAAAUCUAAGAUUUUGCUAGGGAUGCCUGCCUAUGGUGUAUCCUUCAAUGCCGAUAAUUUGUAUAAAAAUUUCAAUGACUGUGCCCCAAUCGAGGAUAAAAACAUAACCGACAACCAGGAUAAAGAUGACAAAUGUAUCAUAGAUUAUAUUCACUUACCCCCUAAAGGAUAUGUUGAGGUAUCUGACACUGAAAUCGGAGCCGCUUACGCACAUAGUGCUCCCGGCCAGCCUGAGGGCAUUGUGGUAUAUGAUACUCCGGCAAUCUCAAGAUUGAAGGCACAGUAUGUUGAAAAAAAUGGCCUUGGAGGUGGUAUGUGGUGGGAUUCAAAGGGUGACACGCUCAUCUCAAAUGCAACAAGAUCGUUGGUGUACAACUUUGUUGACGAGUUGGGUGGA
Molecule: messenger RNA, 1089 nt
Organism: Pichia membranifaciens NRRL Y-2026
Lineage: Eukaryota; Fungi; Ascomycota; Pichiomycetes; Pichiales; Pichiaceae
Exons: 2
Biological process (GO): carbohydrate metabolic process; chitin catabolic process
Cellular component (GO): extracellular region
Molecular function (GO): chitin binding; chitinase activity
Source: RefSeq, a predicted model, not a curated record